Molecule: messenger RNA, 573 nt
Organism: Symbiodinium natans
Lineage: Eukaryota; Dinophyceae; Suessiales; Symbiodiniaceae
Source: the annotation of a GenBank genome assembly
AUGGGCUGUGCCAACAGUGCUCCCGCGGUUGAUCCUGCGGUGGAUGCCAAGUUUGAGCCACCUUUGGGCCCUCCAAACCCAUCGAAUCCCACGUGCUGGCUGGAGAUCGACUGCGAUGGCAAAGUGCUGGGGAGAGUGGAGAUUGAAUUGAAAGCAGAUUCCGUUCCCAAAACAGCUGAAAAUUUCCGUGCGCUGUGCACCAUGGAGAAAGGCUUCGGCUUUAAGGGCUGCAAGUUCCAUCGGAUCAUUCCGGACUUCAUGUGCCAGGGGGGGGACUUCACGAAAGGCAACGGAACCGGUGGAAAGUCCAUCUAUGGGGAGAAGUUCGAGGACGAGAACUUCUCCUUGAAGCACACCGGGCCCGGUAUCCUCUCCAUGGCGAACGCAGGCAAGGACACGAAUGGAAGUCAGUUUUUCCUCUGCACGGUCACCACGAGCCACCUGGAUGGUGCCCACGUGGUCUUCGGCCAAGUCAUCAAGGGCUACUCUGUAGUAAAGGCCGGGGGGGUAUGGGCUAAUCUAGGUUUAGGGUUUAGGGUGCAGGGUUUAGGGCUUAGGGUUUGUAAGAUUUAG